Messenger RNA from Symbiodinium pilosum, 1170 nucleotides. Lineage: Eukaryota; Dinophyceae; Suessiales; Symbiodiniaceae. The record is from the annotation of a GenBank genome assembly.
AUGGUCUUGGAGCGCAAGGAGCACUACUUUGAUGCCCUACGCGACUACUUCAGCUUCCUGGUGGACCACGCUGCUGGCGAGGCAUGCUACCUGCCAGAGUUGAUUGCUCGGCUAGUCGUGUUUCGACAGCAGCUGUGCAGUGCGUCCCCUACGGACAGCAACCGCCAGCAAGCAGCUGACAUGCUCGACGGUACCAUAGAGGCCUUCCUGGCUGCAGAAGAUGGAAGACUGGACGACGAAAGUCUCGACAAUGGCCUGGUAUGUGACUCAUCGCCGGCAUGGUUUGGGCAAGAUGUCUCAGAUCGAAGCCGCAGCUACAGCUACGGCUUGCUCAUCGGAGAGGCAGCCCUCCGCAAUGGACGACGCAGCACUGCUCGGAUGAGACAGCUGGGCUCAACAACUCAGCUGAUGCAAGGUCCUGUGGAGGGAAGUCCGCCCAAGGCUGCCAACGAAGCGGGAUUUGGGCCUCAGCUGGCAGGGCCGGCAGGAUUUGGGUUUGGAGGGCCUGCAGAGCAAGAGCUGGCAGAGUUACGUGCCGAAAACAAGAUCUUGCGGCGCCAGCUGGAAAACCACCCAGAGCUUUUCCGCCUGUGCUCAGAGAACCGGCUGCUGCGGGAACACUUGGCUACUCUGGUCCAGCAAAGUGCCUCGUCACACCAGGACAUGGAUUUUUACCAUGGGCGUGCGAAAGGGCGACUGGCCAUGGAUGGGAGCACGCAUGGUGACUUCGCAGAGAAGGAUAUGUCCUUGGCCCGUACAACAUCAAGACUACUGAGCACAGGGGAGGAUCGUCAAAACGAAAAAGUCGAACGUCGGGUCGGUGAAGGCCAGCGCUUGGCCUUGAAGCAGUUUCCCGGCAUUGAGGAGGUGACGCACCUGAGCUCUGACUCCGGAGAGGAUUCUGAUGAUUCCCUGCGGCGGGAGGCUAUCCAAUGGGAUGCAAUCAACAGCACAUUGGACAAGCCUCUCUGUCUCUAUGGUCUCUGGCGACAGGCUCGGGACGUAGCUCCACGAUUUUCCGAGCAUUCAGCUGUGCAAGGCAAAGGCAAAGGGUGUGCAACGUCUCAGCUGGAUCGCGGUCUCGGUGCUUUGGCAACAGGACUGGCAGACGUCAACUCCUUCCUGCCGGCCAUGGCUCGGCAGGCUUGCGCACAGAAGUUUCAGAGGUGA